ACGGCAGGUGAAAACAUCGUUUUUUCAUGCAGUGGUCAAUUUUGAGAUUUUGGGCCAGUUUGCUCCCUUAACAUGUAAGCUUUCAUGUCAAAAUAAAAAAUAUGUCAACAUUACACAUUAAGGUGAUUAUUUCAUUAUAUUUUGUCAACUUGCGCCUUUAGAUUUCUAUCGGGAAUCACCAAAAGUUAGCAUUCUAACGCGAGCUCCCGUGCCGUCUCCAUUCACAGAAACAUGUCAUGCCUGGUAUCAUUGUAAAGCUCUCAGUCUCAUUAACAGCGCUGUCUAAUCCAAAUAUGGGCAUUUCCUUUGUAGAAAUAACCAACCGCAAAAGUUUUCCGGGGAAUCUACAGCCGAAAACCACAUCUGAUUGGUCAAUGUGAAUUUCCGACUACGUGAUUGAUGCUCAGGCGUCACGCUUCCUUGUUUAUUCUGCACCUGAGAGAAAAUGCCGACAACACCGAAAUCAGCUCAUAAAGUUUCACAGAAAAGACGGCAACAGCUGUCACUUGCAAGAGCUAGUAAAACGAAAGUAAACAACACAUUAGACGAUGAAACCCCAUCAGCCAGUGCCUCAUCGCGUAAGCUUUCAUUUGGAAAGGGAAAGAGAGAGUCUGUUGAAGGGAAUGACAGCCGCGCCACACCGGAAUGGCUCAUAAUUCACGUCGCACGAUUGAAUGAAUUAGUUAGUGGUUUGUGUUGUCCUAACUGUGCCGGAUCAGGGCUGAAAAUUAACAUCGUUCCACAGAAUCAUGGGUUCUGUAGCAGUGUGUUGCUGGAGUGUAGUCUGUGUGAGAGAGAUAGGUACUGCAGAAGUGUUUACACAUCUACGCGUCUGCAAGACGAGUCCAGGAACGACGUUGCAUUUGAUGUGAAUGUGCGGAUGGUGCUCUUAGCACAUGAAUUAGGAAUGGGGUAUGCAGCUCUCAAAAAAAUCAGCAAGGUGUUGGGGAUACCUUCCCUUCACCUUAAGACUUAUCAGAGACACAACAGAAAAGUGACAGUUGCAGAAAUUGAGAGAGGCUUGGGGUCAUUGCACAGGGCCAGGGAGCAGAUCAGGCAGGCUUAUGCUGAGGUUGAUGCAGAUGUGGCAAGGUUACUGAUGGAGGAUGAAGAUGCAGUUAUAAACAUCAGCGUGUCUUUUGAUGGAACCUGGCAUAAAAGAGGUUUCACUUCAAAUUAUGGCAUCGGUGUGUGCAUUGACGUCCUUACAGGUCUAGUAAUAGACUUUGAGGUCUUGUCCUCCUACUGUCAUGCAUGUGCCUUAAAGAAUAGUGCCAAGCGAGAAGGAAAAAUAACAGACCAGGAAUUUGAAAGCUGGAGGGAGGCACACACUGACUGUGCUAAAAAUUUUGCAGGUUCAAGUAAAGCAAUGGAGCAGGAGGCAGCUAAGAGGAUGUGGGCCAGGUCAGUCAGUCGUCACCAGGUGCGAUAUACUGAGAUGCUGUCAGAUGGAGAUAGUGCUGCAUUUAAGGAGGUGGUUGCCCUCAACCCAUACCCUGGACAUGAAAUUGUGAAAUUGGAGUGCAUAAAUCAUGCCCAUAAGCGCAUGGGUACAGCACUUAGGAAACUAAGUAAAUUAGGUCAAUUAGGGGGCAAGGGUCUGGGCAAGCUGACUGCCCCUAAAUGUAAAGCCUUGCAACAUUUUUACAGGGGGGCUAUUAUUAAUAACCAGGGCUCCAUAGAUAAAAUGAAAGCUGAGAUCUGGGCAGGUCUCCUUCACAACAUGUCUAGUGAUGACAAUCCAUUACAUACGAGGUGCAGUCCAUUGUGGUGUUGGUACAGGAGAGCAGAGGAGAAUGGAGAAACACCAGAGUCCCACAAGCAUCACACUAAAAACUUUCUGUCACGUGAAGUGGGAAAGAAGCUUAUCCCUGUGUAUCACCGAAUGUCCAGUGACAGUCUGCUACAGCGCAUGCAGCAUGGAGGCACUCAAAAUGCAAAUGAGUGCCUCAACUCUGUCAUAUGGGCCCGAUGUCCGAAAACAGUAUUUGUGGGGAAAAGCAGGGUUGAGGCUGCAGCCAGUAUGGCUAUUGCCACUUUUAAUGAAGGUGCCUCUGUCAUGGAUAAGUUGUGGCUUCAGUGUACAGUUAUCAAUGUAAAUACAUGCAGUUACACUGACAUGGUUAGACUUUCAAAAGCGAACAUUUUUCAGUCCACCCGUGUGAAACGCAGGCGCCUAAGCGUAAGCUCAGCCAAAAAGGUGAAAAGACACCGACAGGAGAACGAAGAGGGGCCUACAUAUGGUGCAGGCAUGGACAUUUAG
Messenger RNA from Megalobrama amblycephala (Wuchang bream), 2263 nucleotides. RefSeq lists its product as uncharacterized. Lineage: Eukaryota; Metazoa; Chordata; Actinopteri; Cypriniformes; Xenocyprididae. The record is from RefSeq and is a predicted model, not a curated record. The coding region runs from base 446 to 2263 and encodes 605 amino acids. The transcript is spliced from 2 exons.